Periophthalmus magnuspinnatus is the source of this 6249-nucleotide messenger RNA. It is a transcript of the gene syngap1b, whose product is annotated as synaptic Ras GTPase activating protein 1b. The transcript is spliced from 21 exons. NCBI's taxonomy places the organism in Eukaryota, Metazoa, Chordata, Actinopteri, Gobiiformes, Gobiidae. Gene Ontology annotation, biological process: regulation of GTPase activity. The coding region runs from base 85 to 4827 and encodes 1580 amino acids. The record is from RefSeq and is a predicted model, not a curated record.
GUUAAUUUCUCUCCGUUUUGUGAUUCCUGGGCGCGCACAGUCUGCCGAGAACCACAAGCCUACCACCUUCAAUGACGGUGGAACAUGUCCUAUGUUCCCUUUCAAGAUGCCAGGUGUGCCGCGCCCCCCUUCUACUACCACCAUCAUCACCGCUCCCACGUCCACUCUGUCCGCGCUCCAUACGACCACUCCAGCCGCCCUUCCUUCGAAAGACCGACACACAACCGCCCCUCCUUUGACAGACCGCCUCACAGCCGCCCCUCCUUCGACCGACCGCCUCACAGCCGUCCCUCCUUUGACAGACCGCCUCACGCCCGCCCCUCUUUUGAUAGACCACCGCACAGCCGCCCCUCCUUCGACAAAGCACCGCACAGCCGCCCCUCCUUCGACAAAGCACCGCACAGCCGCCCCUCCUUCGAAAAAGCCCCUCACAGCCACCCAGUGUACGAGCGCCCCUCCAGAGAACGGCCAGGCCACGAGCGCUGGAACCCCCGUGUACGCGUGAGCCCCGCAAACACCGUCUACAUGUUGGACCAGGAGGAGGUUCACCCGCUCCUGAUGCGGGAGCGGCGCUCGGAGACGCACAGGAACAAGCUGCUGCGCAGGACCGUGAGCGUUCCAGUGGAGGGACGCCCCCACCCCGAGAUGGACAACCGGCCCCGCAGGAAGAGCAUCGCCACAGGGAAGCAGCCCAGCAUGGACGUGUCUCCCACUGCCCCUCUUCAACCCUUCCGACAAUCCGUGAGUAACCUCCCCUGCUCCCGGCCCCGCUCGCUGCCCCCCACCCUGUCCUUUGGCCCCUCCUCUGCCCCGGGCUCCCGACGCUGUAGCGGGAUCCCUCCGCACCCCUACCCCCCGACACUGUCCGUUGCCCCUCCGCCCGGGUUGUACCAGCAUAGGGCGUCCUCCUCGCUGCCCCUGCCCUCCUCCCUGUCGUUCAGCCUUCCCCACACGCCCGCCCCCACUAUCAUUGCGUCUCACUGGGCGGCUGACAGCUUGGGGCCUGAGCUGGGAGGAUCCUAUAUCGCACCAUUACCACCUGUGGAGAGCUUCCUCAGUAAAAGGCUAAAGGGCUCCAUCAAACGCGCCAAGAGCCAGCCCAAACUGGACCGAUCCAGCAGCUUUCGCCACAUGAUCCUCCCCCGCUUCCGCAGUGCCGACCAGGAGAGGACCCGUCUGAUGCAGAGUUUCAAAGAGUCCCACUCCCAUGAGUCCUUGCUGUCCCCGAGCAGUGCAGCGGAGGCGCUGGACCUCACGCUGGAUGAGGACGCCAUCAUCAAACCUGUCCACUCCAGCAUCCUGGGACAAGAGUACUGCUUUGAGGUGACCACGGCAUCAGGAACCAAGUGCUUUGCGUGUCGCUCAGCUGCCGAGAGGGACAAGUGGAUCGAGAACCUUCAGAGAGCGGUCAAACCCAACAAGGACAACAGCCGGAGAGUGGACAAUGUGCUCAAACUGUGGAUCAUCGAGGCCCGUGAGCUUCCCGCCAAAAAGCGCUACUACUGCGAGCUGUGCCUGGACGACAUGCUGUACGCCCGCACCACCAGCAAGCCCCGCACCGACACUGUGUUCUGGGGGGAGCACUUCGAGUUCAACAACCUGCCCGCGGUCCGCAACCUGCGCCUCCACCUGUACAAGGAGACCGACAAGAAGAGACGCAAGGAAAAGAGCACUUACCUGGGCCUGGUAAGCAUCCCCAUCUCCAGCAUCACGGGCCGGCAGUUUGUGGAGCAGUGGUACCCGGUCAUCCAGCCCAGCGUUCUGACCAAAGGUGCAGGAGUGGGUGGGGCCAAAAUCAUCAAUGCAUCGCUACGCCUCAAGUCCCGCUUCCAGACCAUGAACAUCCUGCCCAUGGAGCUGUACAAGGAGUUUGCCGAGUAUGUCACCAACAACUACCGCACGAUGUGUGCCGUGCUGGAGCCCGUGCUGAGUGUCAAGAGCAAAGAGGAGGUGGCCUGUGCGCUGGUGCACAUCCUCCAGAGCACAGGGAAGGCCAAGGACUUCCUCUCGGACAUGGCCAUGUGUGAGGUGGACCGCUUCAUAGACCGAGAACACCUUAUCUUCAGAGAGAACACUCUGGCCACCAAAGCCAUAGAAGAGUACCUCAAACUGAUAGGACACAAGUACCUCAAGGACGCAAUAGGAGAGUUCAUAAGGGCCUUAUACGAGUCUGAGGAGAACUGUGAAGUGGACCCCAUGAGGAUCCCUCCCUCAGUGCUCCUGGACCACCAGGCCAAUCUGCGCAUGUGCUGCGAGCUGGCCCUCUGCAAGAUCGUCAACUCUCAGUGUGUGUUCCCGCGGGAGUUGAAGGAGGUGUUUGCGUCCUGGCGGGUGCGCUGUGCGGAGCGUGGACGGGAGGACAUCUCAGAGCGUCUCAUCAGUGGCUCUCUCUUCCUGCGCUUCCUGUGUCCUGCCAUCAUGUCCCCAUCACUCUUCAAUCUGACCCAGGAAUACCCUGACGAGCAGACGUCACGCACCCUCACGCUCAUCGCCAAGGUGGUGCAGAACCUGGCCAACUUCUCGAAGUUUGGCACUAAAGAGGAGUACAUGUGCUUCAUGAAUGAGUUUUUGGAGAUGGAGUGGGGUGCCAUGCAGCAGUUCCUGUUUGAAAUCUCCAACCUGGACAGUGUGAGCAGUGCAGGGGGCUUUGAGGGCUACAUCGACCUGGGCCGCGAGCUCUCCAUCCUGCACAGCCUGCUCUGGGAGGUCAUGGCACAGCUCAGCAAGGAUGCUAUCAUCAAACUGGGUCCAUUGCCCCGCCUCCUGAAUGACAUCAGCAUGGCUCUGCGUAACCCACACCUACAGAGGCAGCCCAGUCAUCAGGACCGCUUGUCCCGGCCAAGCUUCAACCGGGGCAUCUCCUCCGACUUUCACAACCUCAUGAUGAGGGACCUCAACAGCUCUGUAGACAUCACUCGCUUGCCUUCCCCCACCUCCACUGGAGGAAUGAUGCCAUCCCGCUCGCAGAUGAGUUUUCAGGAGCGUGACCUUCAGCGGGCAUCGUCCAAAGACAUGUUUUAUAUGUCCCGCCCCCCCCUGGCCCGAUCCAGUCCAGCCUACUGCACGAGCAGCUCCGACAUCACAGAGCCCGAUGCCAAGGAUUCCCGAAUGAACAGCGUGUCUAACCUGCAGUCGGUGGACAUGCUCAACUCCUCCCAGGCCUCCAUCGCGGGUAUGGGCAGCUUCGGAGGGCUGAGCAGCGGGGGUGGCCUGGGGUCCGGGCUUGGCUCUGGGCUUGGCUCCGGUCUGAGCCAGCUGCGGGCCGGUGGCAGGCUGUCGGCUGGCUCUGGCUCCAGUAUGUCGGGGGGCCUCCGCUUGGGCCAGCUGAGCCAGAUGGGCACCACCACCGACUCACUGUCCCAGCAGCAGCAGCAGCAGGCCGCCGCCAUGCGCUACCCGCUUUCCUUCCAGAACCCCCUCUUCCACCUGGCAACUGCUGACGGCCCUCAACACCAGCACAGCCGGGCCCCCCCAGCGCCGCUGCUCCUGGCCCCAGAGCCGGAUGCCUCUCACCAGUCCUACAUCCCACAGUUCGCCCAUGGGGGGUUCUCCCGCAGCGAGGACCUGUCCACCCUCCGGACCAGGGACACCCAUCUUGGCCAGCCCAGCAUCAUCCACUCCCACAGCUAUAGUGACGACUACAGCCGCGCAGACUUCGCCCGCAGGCAGUUGUCCAUGCACAUGCAGGAUAACCUUCAACAGAUGGGCAUGACUUCUCAGACCGGGACGUCCCACUCCUCUCUAGCCACCACACCCCCCUCCACAGUGCAGCCUAUGAGGCAGAGCUCUGUUGCCCCACCCCCUGCUCAGCGCAUGAAAUCUCAGACGUCCCACCAGCUGUCGGUGAGCUCGGCCGCAGCUCCGACCCCCGCCAAAACUCGCCCCCCGAGCGCCAAUCUGCUGCAGUCUCCAGAGUCGGCCUAUACCCGACAGCACUCCCGCCAACUGUCCGUCAAAGACAACACUGCCCCGGGCCUGCCCCACCAGCAGAGUUCAGCCCGGGAGAGCCAGAGCCCCCAGGGAACCACCAGCCCCAGUGGCCAACACUCGCCUCAACAGCAGCUGCCCCAGAAGCAUCUGCUCAAACCCAGCAUGGCCAAACCGGUCUCCCAAACUCCACAGACCCUUAGUGCUCCUGCAAAUGAACGCACUGUGGCCUGGGUGUCCAACAUGCCACACCUGUCGGCGGACAUCGAGAGCUCCAGAAUUGACCGUGAAGAGUUCAAACUGAAGGAGUACUCCAAAAGCAUGGACGAGUCCCGCAUGGAUAGGGUAAAGGAGUAUGAGGAGGAGAUCAACUCUCUGAAAGAGCGUCUGAUCAUGUCCCACAAGAAGCUGGAGGAGUACGAGCGCAGACUGAUGAGCCAGGAGCAGCAGACCAACAAAAUCCUGCUGCAGUACCAGAACAGGCUGGAGGACAGCGAACGGAGACUGAGGCAGCAGCAGGUGGAGAAGGACUCCCAGAUCCAGGGCAUCAUCAGCAGACUCAUGGCUGUGGAGGAUGAGAUCCGAGGUGGAGCCGUCAUUGAACCAAAAAGCCGGAUAUUCCCAGAGCAGGAGGCCCAGCUUCCCUCCAUGGGUUCAGCAGACCCCGGUGUGAGGCACUCUGACGGGGGAGCACCCGGAGCAGUGAGCCAGCCUCCUCGGACAUCAGCGGGCAGUGCCUCCGACUGCACCCCCCAUAAUGGAGUCCCUCCCUCUGUGCCCACGCCACUCCAACAUCACAGUCCAAACGGAGAGCUCCAUGGCAACCAAACACCCUCCCCUGUAGCAACCAGGCAGACUACAACAACAAGCAUUGCAAAGAAGUGUCCAACGCCGCGCUGAGCCAGUCAGAGAGAGACUGUCCGGACAUUUCAAAGGGCUCACACACUGGGGGUUCCAUAGCUGUUUGUCUUGCAGGACAAGACACUGCCCCCUGCUGUAUGGCUUGUGUGCUGCAGCUCUAUCAAUAUAUGCAGAAACAGCCUUCAAGUGCAAUGGAACAGCAAACAAUCAUAUGCAAUGCAGCUGUAGGGGAGAUGGGUGCACUUAGAAGACACACAGAGUCGUGACUAAAUGCACACUUUGUCACUGUUCACGAUCCAUCAUGAAGUCUUUUCAUGAAGCUCUGUCAAAGUGACACUUUGUUCAGCACCAUGUGUUGGUAGAGUUUACAGCAACAUCAAUUUAAAUUAUAUUCAGCUGAAUUCAAACAAAGUGCAACUGGACCCCUUAGAACAUGCACUCUGAACCAGGAUCCUGGUCAGGGGCAGAGUUGGACCCACUCAAGUUCUAAACCAGGAUUCUAGUUAGCCUACAGUGCCUAUGUGGAUAGGCAUCAAUGAUAUACAGGUUUCAUAUAAUAAUAAAAACCUAUGUAAUAGGCCAUUAAAAGAAGCGCUGAAGUAUCUAUAUAGUAAUACAUCUGAUAUGGAGGUAUGUUAUUCUGUUUGUGUGUCAUCACCAUGAGUGAAAUGGCAGUGCAGUUGUCCAGUGCCUUUGGCUGAUAGCACAUGCCUGACUGCAGUGGACUGUGCUCACACAGGGGCUGAAGGAGAGGCUAAGGACUCCAAGCUGCUUUUUCUCUUCUCAAUCUCAGAACCAACAUGUGACCAACUGGUGCUAAACACGACGGGACGGUGCAUCGUCAUCAGUGUGUCUGCUCUGUCCUGUGUGUCUCUGUGUGGGCUCCUUCACAUGGAUACACCUCUCACUUACUCACAACAGCACAACAUCAUGUUAGCGUAUGCAUUAUGUUUAAAGAUACAUGAAGAUACAUGGUCUUUAUAUAUUUGAUAUAACACUCACACACAUGACAGUAUGUGUACCUCCUGUCCUGUUCUCUGGUUAAUGCUCUGUGUAUGGCUGUGUGUGUAGCACUGCCCUGGUCUGUGCCUCAGGUCUUCUGUAUGUCCCAUGUUUCUGAUGUGUCUAAUGUAUCUGAUGUCACUGUGUUGUGCGUGUGGGAGCCUCCAUUUCACUGACACCCUCACACAGGCUCAUCUCAGUGGGGGAAAGGCUGUCUGUCAAAUACCUCAGUGAUAAUCCUAAGGAAGACUCAGGUAACUCAGCCUGGAGCUGAAGUGGCGGUGAAGACUGCCCAGGGUAAGGGCUCCAGCGCUGCUGUCACAGCAGCUGAUCCAAUAGCUCCAUGCUCUUCUGUCUGUCUCCUCAGCCACUCUCACAGCUUCAUGGAGGACAAUGUGGAACCUAAUUGGCUGAUGCGCCAUCGGCAGUCUGUGGGAUGGCAUGGCCAGAUGUCCAGAG